Molecule: messenger RNA, 1881 nt
Organism: Dioszegia hungarica
Lineage: Eukaryota; Fungi; Basidiomycota; Tremellomycetes; Tremellales; Bulleribasidiaceae
Product: Metallo-dependent phosphatase-like protein
Exons: 10
Coding region: 1-1881 (626 amino acids)
Biological process (GO): polyphosphate catabolic process
Cellular component (GO): membrane; fungal-type vacuole
Molecular function (GO): exopolyphosphatase activity; endopolyphosphatase activity
Source: RefSeq, a predicted model, not a curated record
AUGGGCGCCGACGGUCCUGGCACUAGCGAGUCCGCUUCGACCUCGGGAAGAGCGAGCUCGAGCUCUUCGUCCGAGUCCACCGCAGGAGUGGCUAAAGCUUCCGGGACGCCGGAAACGGGGCUGGCAGCCGUUUCAGCCGAGCUCACUGGUCGAUUUAUACAUAUCACGGACUUUCAUCCUGACCCGCAUUAUCUCGAGGGAACGAGCUUCGACUCGGGAUGCCACCGUGUUGCCGAGGAUGAGUUUGACGGAGCGGAUGGGCAGAAGAAGGGGAAGGGCAAGAAGGGUAAGGGGAAGAAAGGGGAUGGGGAUGAUGAGGAAGAGGAAGUAGCAGGAUAUUGGGGAAGCUCCGUCACAGACUGUGACUCGCCGCUCUCGCUCGUCAACAUGACCUUCGACUGGCUCAAGAAGGAGUGGGCGGACGAGGUAGACUUUGUCAUUUGGACGGGCGACAAUGCUAGACACGAUAUUGACCGCUCAUUACCCCGUACUCCCCGCGAAAUCACCGCUCUCAACGAGUUCAUGGCGAACAAGAUGCUCGAUGCGUUCGGACCUGAAGUCGUCAUUGUUCCUAGUCUGGGAAAUAACGAUAUCUACCCUCACAACGUGAUGGGUCCGGGACCUAGCGGGUUGACCAGCGGGAUGCUGAGAGUGUGGAAAGACUUCAUCCCGGAUGACUAUGACCAUGUCUUUGAGCGCGGCGCGUACUUCUCCGCAGAGGUUAUACCGGACCAGCUGGCCGUAGUCUCGCUGAAUACGCUGUAUUGGUACGACUCAAAUACCUUGGUCGACGGAUGCGAGGACGGUUCGUCCGAUCCAGGAGCGCUCGAGUUUGACUGGCUCGAGGUCCAGCUGGAAGAGUUCAGGGAAAGGGGUAUGCAGGUCUGGUUGACUGGUCAUGUUCCGCCUCAUUCUGGAAACUACUACGAAACUUGCCACCUGCGAUACGGCGAUCUUGCUCUGCGAUACCAAGACACCAUCGUCGGCCACCUGAACAUCGACCACUUCUUCUUCCUCGACGUACCCGAGCUCGAAUCCCGCGAGAAUCGCCUCCUCUCGACCUCAUACCCAUCCCACCGCAAUCUCACUCUCAAAGGCGCAUACGAAGGUCCAUCCCUGCACCACGGCGCCGAGCCACAUCCCCAAUCUGGCCGAAUGCGGACGAUGGGCCGGAACAGUAAUGCCGCUCUGGUCGAUACGCUCCGGAAGGACUUUGGGGACAUGCCUGGGCCCAACAAGCUCAAGGUGAAGGAUUACGCGGUGAUGAAUGUCGCGCCGAGCGUUAUUCCGACGUAUAUGCCGGCUGUGAGGGUCUACUCGUACAACAUCACCAACAUCACCCGCUAUCCCGAUAGCGUCAACCUCGAUUCCAACCUCGCCGCCCUCGGCCGGAAACAUGGACAUCGGCACGGCCGCAAAAAGCCCAAAUUGCACUGCAAAGACCCGAUCAACCGCGACAAGCCGCACUGCCGCUUCAAGACGCGUCCGCGAUACUACAACAAGACGUCCCCCUCGCGCUCCAACGUCCCGCUGUCGGCGCUGGGGUAUACUCAGUUCUACCUCCCGGGGGUGGACGGGCCGAAGAAUGUGACGCCGGAAUGGCAGAUCGAGUACUCGACGUUCAAGCCAGACCGCUUGAUUGCGGCGGAAGAAGGGCAGCCGGGACCGGUGCCGGUUCACCUGUUGCCCCAGUAUGAUGAGGGGGUGUUUGCUGCGCUCGAAGCCAGUGGAGAGGGGGAGAGGGUCAGGAAGUUCAAGCAGGGUUUGAAGAGGAUUACGCCCUGGCGGAUGAAGGAUCUGACGAUUGGGAGUUAUGUCAAGCUCGCGAGGAAGCUGGUGGCGGAGAAGAAGAUGUGGAAGCAGUUUUCGGAUUUCAUGUGA